Messenger RNA from Branchiostoma belcheri (Belcher's lancelet), 1821 nucleotides. Its product is annotated as alpha-1,3-mannosyl-glycoprotein 4-beta-N-acetylglucosaminyltransferase C-like. Gene Ontology annotation, biological process: protein N-linked glycosylation. Gene Ontology annotation, molecular function: acetylglucosaminyltransferase activity. NCBI's taxonomy places the organism in Eukaryota, Metazoa, Chordata, Leptocardii, Amphioxiformes, Branchiostomatidae. The record is from RefSeq and is a predicted model, not a curated record. The transcript is spliced from 3 exons. Bases 1 to 1317 code for a protein of 438 amino acids.
AUGGUAGUGUUCUUCCAGGUUUUAAACACACUCCACAGAACUACCUCACCACCUCCUGCCAACCCGGUCAGACCGCCUGGUGCUGUCACCGACUCCAUACGACUAGCGGGCAGUCUGCGUCCAGACAAAGGAUUUCUGACUAUAGGGAUCCCCACUGUUAAGCGGGACCAGAACGCCGCGUAUCUGACCACCACUCUAGACUCCCUGAUCAGCCACACGACAGAGGCUGAACGCAAACAGAUCGUCAUCGUGGUCUUCCUGGCAGACUUCGACACAGACUACAACAGGGAACUUUCCACGGAACUUUCCCGCAGGUAUUCUCGGCAUCUCAGCAGUGGGUUCAUGCAAGUCAUCCAGGCUCCGCGGUCGUUCUAUCCAAGUUUAGACAAUUUGAAAACUAAGUUUAAAGACAGCCCUGAACGCGUGCGGUGGCGAUCCAAACAGUGCGUGGACUACGCGUACUUGUUCCAAUACUGCCGAAACUUGUCCGAAUAUUAUAUGCAACUGGAAGAUGAUGUUAUUUCCGCCCAGAACUUCUUGACAGGGAUAAAAGAAUACUUGGAAAGAAUGAAGUCUUCUGACUGGACGGUGCUCGAGUUUUCUGGACUCGGUUUUAUCGGGAAGUUGUUCAGAUCCUCGGAUCUCCAGCGUCUGGCCGAUCUUAUUAUGCUGUUCUACCAGGAGUCGCCGGUGGAUGUCUUGUUUUUCUCGUUUCUGCACAUCGUGCAAGCGUCCGAGAAGAAAUUCAUACACAAGCCGUCCCUCUUCCAGCACGUCGGCUUACACUCAUCGCUGGCGGGAAAAAUACAAAAACUUACCGACAAGGGGUUCGUUCGUGGCUCGACGACACCGAAGAGAACGUACACGGACUCUGACAACCCACCAGCGGCGGUGAGCGCGAACAUGACCGCUUACAGGGAGUUCAAGCCGCAGCUUGCCUACGGCCCCGAAAUACGGUUCUUCUGGGCAGAAGCGCCGAAGGUCGGACAAGUUUUCGUCGUUCUUUUCGAGAAACCAGCGAGACUUUCCAGGAUCGUUAUAGAAACCGGCUCUGAAGAACAUCCAAAGGACAUCCUAGAGAAGGGGACUCUGGAAGUCAGCCCGCGGCUUUUGUCUGUGAACCAGCAGGAUAACACGCCGAACUGUGCCGACUACGUCAAACUCGGAAACGUCGAAAACGGAAGAUUUGAAGUGGCGACUCAGGGCACGGAAGGACUGGGGUCGCUUGAGGUGAAGUGUCUGAAGGUGACGGUCACGGGGGAGCAGAAGAUGUGGGUACUGGUGAGGGAGAUCGCCGUCUGGACAGUCAAGAAAUAAAGCACCCUCGGUGGCAUGGCAGGAUUUGAACUCGGGACCUCCUGGUUCCGGGCCAAGCACUCUGCCGUUACGCCACUCGGUAUGUGAUUUUAGGACGUAGCUAGGUACCUCGACCGAAUGUCGGUGUGGUCUCGUUCUAGAAUAUGGUCACGUUAUUCGGUCAUUACCGCUCACCUACCCGGAUAGGCACUGCCCUAAAACCACGUUCUGUGGACUACCUCUGACAUAGCAAUCGACAUUUCAUAGUAGUCAGCUGCUGAUCCCAACACGAGCAGGAGUGAGUGAGUUCCUUCUUGUGUUGGUACAAAGUUUAAACUCUACAACUAGUUAACUUUGUAUUCUACCAACACGUACGAGCUUUCUUCACCUUCAUUCCAUUUGAAGAGCUGCAGGGUUGUGUCACGCCCGGCCUGCACUGUUUUACACGGACGCCAGAUGUCGCUUCUGUAACGUCUCUUAUCCAUUGUCAGUCCAUAGUUAGUGUAGUUGUGCGCCCUUACGAAA